AUGGGGGUGAGGAGGUUAGUGCGGGUGAUGGGGGUGAGGAGGUUAGUGCGGGUGAUGGGGGUGAGGAGGUUAGUGCGGGUGAUGGGGGUGAGGAGGUUAGUGCGGGUGAUGGGGGUGAGGAGGUUAGUGCGGGUGAUGGGGGUGAGGAGGUUAGUGCGGGUGAUGGGGGUGAGGAGGUUAGUGCGGGUGAUGGGGGUGAGGAGGUUAGUGUGGGUGAUGGGGGUGAGGAGGUUAGUGCGGGUGAUGGGUGCGGGUGAUGGGGGUGAGGAGGUUAGUGCGGGUGAUGGGGGUGAGGAGGUUAGUGCGGGUGAUGGGGGUGAGGAGGUUAGUGCGGGUGAUGGGGGUGAGGAGGUUAGUGCGGGUGAUGGGGGUGAGGAGGUUAGUGCGGGUGAUGGGGGUGAGGAGGUUAGUGCGGGUGAUGGGGGUGAGGAGGUUAGUGCGGGUGAUGGGGUGAGGAGGUUAGUGCGGGUGAUGGGGGGUGAGGAGGUUAGUGCGGGUGAUGGGGGUGAGGAGGUUAGUGAGGUGGGGUUAGUGCGGGUGAUGGGGGUGAGGAGGUUAGUGCGGGUGAUGGGGGUGAGGAGGUUAGUGCGGGUGAUGGGGGUGAGGAGGUUAGUGCGGGUGAUGGGGGUGAGGAGGUUAGUGCGGGUGAUGGGGUGA
Messenger RNA from Knipowitschia caucasica, 657 nucleotides. Lineage: Eukaryota; Metazoa; Chordata; Actinopteri; Gobiiformes; Gobiidae. The record is from the annotation of a GenBank genome assembly.